CCCCAUUUUAGAGAACAAAGAAGUCUCAUCUCUACUGCAUAGAAAAACAUUAUUAUUUGUUGUUGGAAAAUCCACUUCAGCUGUUCCACAAUGCAAACGCAAACAUUGCAUCUACCACCACCACCAGAUUAAAGAACCCAAUGAUUAAGAUAACCCAUUACUCACACAUUGCAUCGAAACAUUACGUAUACAUACAGCAUUUAACACAUUCGUCAAUAAUCUACCGUAUUCUGUUCGUGUUAUUAAGCUGGAAAUAAUUCAGGAGGAAGAUUGCAUGACAAUCUAUCAAAUGGUAGACUUCUUAAAGGACAGAUUGAACGAGGGUUUGGGCUGGAUAAGUGGUGCACUGCAAUAUUCACCAGGAAAAAUGGACGAUUCUGGUGACAAAGAAAGUUUAUGGUCAUCCGAAGAUGGAAAGAGUCAUGAUAUGUCGCUUACGGACGAGGCGGAAGAAAACUACUUUUCCUUUCCUAUUGACGAUUCCUUGCUGCAAACCCCUGACGAGAUUGAGGAUGCCAUCGAGAGAGUUAAGGCAUUGGUUUUGGAGACGGAGGGUGUGUCUGAAGAGCGACGCAAAUUAGUUCAACGCCUCAUAUCCCUCCGCCUUCGCCUUCAAGAUGUUAAGGAAAUUCAGGAAGAACGUGGUGAAAAUUCAUCGGAGGAGCUUCGAAUCAUAAAUCACCAUCAGUUUAUCCACCAAAAUCAAAUCGUACAUAGAAGCCCACAGUAUUGCGAUCGAUGUGGGGGGAUCAUUUGGACGGUCGUGCAACAUUGGUAUAGAUGCAAAGCUUGUUUGUUCCAGUGUCAUUCGAAAUGUUUGAACAAUGUAAUACGCACAUGUGUAAUUUUAACUGUAGGCAUUGAUACUGAGUAUAUUGCUCAGAUUUGUCCUGAAGUAGGGUUGCCAGAUCAAAACUUUACUUGUUUUGAGUGCAAAACAAGGUUUACAUUGAAAAAUAGUUGGAUGGAGCCUAGAAUAUGCAAUUACAACGGGCGAUAUUUUUGUCCAAUUUGCCAUAAAAAUAAUUCACAUAGCAUUCCUGCAAGAAUAUUACAUAAUUGGGAUUUCGAGGAAAAGCCAGUUUCGGAGGGAUCAAGACAAUUUUUAAUUUUGAUGGCAAGAAAGCCAAACAUUAACCUGGAUAGAGUAAACCCAAAGCUGUUUAGCUUUGUCGAAGAUCUCAAUAUUGUAAAGAGAUACCGAGAGGACAUCAUCAUUAUGAAAGAUUUUUUCAUGACAUGUCGUGAUGCCGUUGCUCAAAAACUAUUGCGACGUUUAGAUGAGAAACAACAUUUCGUUGAGUCAAGUUGUAUGUAUUCUUUACAAGAUUUAAUAGACAUCAACAAUGGGACAAUGCUGAAAUUCAUAGAAAAAAUUCACGAUGCAUUCGAACGUCAUAUCAAAGAAACUUGUCAGAUCUGCAAAGGAAAGGGGUUUAUUUGCGAAAUUUGUGAAAAUGAACAAGUAAUAUUUCCCUUCGAUAGUGCCACCCAUCAAUGUUCAUCAUGCCAUGCUGUCUUUCAUAAUAUUUGCUUCGCAAAACGUGAAUCAUGUCCAAAAUGCCUUAGAAAAUCUCGUCGAGCUCUGAAUGUUUUAUAAUUUGUUUUUAAUAUUCUCACAUUUUAACUUUUAACUUUUAUGUUUUUAAAUUAUUUUAUCGCACACAUAUGCAUGUAAUGUAACUACUUUUAUGGAAAACACAUCAAAUUUUAUACUGGUACUUGAUGUAUCUAUUUAUUUAUACUGACACUGAUAAUACAAUAAUUAUCAAGUUUUAA
Folsomia candida is the source of this 1779-nucleotide messenger RNA. It is a transcript of the gene DEF8, whose product is annotated as differentially expressed in FDCP 8 homolog. The transcript has 7 exons. NCBI's taxonomy places the organism in Eukaryota, Metazoa, Arthropoda, Collembola, Entomobryomorpha, Isotomidae. The record is from RefSeq and is a predicted model, not a curated record. Bases 275 to 1600 code for a protein of 441 amino acids.